Molecule: messenger RNA, 513 nt
Organism: Lodderomyces jiufengensis
Lineage: Eukaryota; Fungi; Ascomycota; Pichiomycetes; Serinales; Debaryomycetaceae
Exons: 1
Coding region: 1-513 (170 amino acids)
Source: RefSeq, a predicted model, not a curated record
AUGUUUAGUAGAACUUUAUCAAAAUCAAUAGAAAGAUCAAAAUUUUAUAACACUAAUAGAAAUUUUUCAAUAUCAGAUUGGUUUAAAUCAUGGAAAGAAGCUGCACAAACUCAAAGAUUAAUUUAUCCACCAUCACCAACACAAUUUACAACAAAUAAUAGAAUAAUAGAUGUUUGGAUAGAUCAAAAACAAGAUUUAUAUAAUUAUAUAAAUGUUAAACCUCCAUUAUUAUUAAAUUUUACAACUGCAACUCCAAAAACAAAUAAAAUAACUCAAUCAUUAUUUGAAAUAUUAUCUGAUAAAUCAAAAUAUCCAUUAGGUAAAGAACCUGUUUAUAUGGUUAAUAUUUUAGCUGAUUCUCAAGGUGGUAGAGAAUUAAUGAUGGAUUAUGUUGUUGGUAAUAAAAUCCCAACUAUAUUAGUAUUAAAACAUCAAUUACCUGUUGGUAGAUAUAGUCCAGAUUUAGAAAAUUGUAAUGAACAAGAUUUAAUAGAUUUUAUAAAAACUAUAUAG